Halichondria panicea is the source of this 4188-nucleotide messenger RNA. RefSeq lists its product as uncharacterized. Lineage: Eukaryota; Metazoa; Porifera; Demospongiae; Suberitida; Halichondriidae. The record is from RefSeq and is a predicted model, not a curated record. The transcript has 2 exons. The coding region runs from base 127 to 3657 and encodes 1176 amino acids.
GUUUAGAGUAAUUUACUAGCUACAUGAUCUAGCUAUUAGCCUGCAGAAACAGACCCACCCAUUUUUGAAGAAGCCACAUAGUAGAGUCUGAGUGUGUACUGAAUUAAUAGCUAAAGCAUCAAGAUCAUGGCUUCAACAAGAUUGAAAGUACUUCUACUCCUAACAAUUCUGAUUAUUUGCAAUGCCCAAGAGCAACUGAUUCACGUUAAACCCGACAGCUGCCAACAAGAUCUAGAGUGCUCCUGUUCCUAUCAGUUCCCCGACUGUCAGACUUUGUCUGAGUAUGCCCUCAAUACAAGUAGUUACCUCCCUUCCAAGUUUAUACUAACUCCUGGUCAAUAUUAUCUCGAUUCAGACUUUUUAUUAAAUGGUACCAGUACCGAGAGCUUCUCUCUAAACGGAACUGAAAAUACCACCAUCUACUGUCGACAAAAUGCCACUUUAUCGUUCAAUGAUUUGACAAGCGUAACUAUUCAGAAUGUGGCCUUUGUUUUGUGCGGUGAAGGUGAUUUGCCUGGUAUCAGCUUGACCAACAUCAACACAGUGAAGAUGAUGGACAUCAGUGUAGCUAACACCACCUCUGGUGCUCUCUACAUUAAAGACAGCUCAAAUGUUGAGCUCACUAACCUUGCGAUUACCAAUAACAAAAACUCACUUGCUACAAUUGUCAGCAUACAAAACUUAGGAAAUACCUCAUUAAAUGACCUCAGCAUCUUUAACAACGGUAUUGGAGAAUAUGAUUCUGAGUGUGUCUACAGCAGCUUCCCUAAUGCAGAAGAGGUGGUAUUUCGAAUCGAUGGUGGUUUCCUAACAGCUGAGAGUGUUUAUGUGACUGAUAAUGUUGGACCGUUUGGUGUAAUGGCCUUGAGUAAUGUUGAGGCAGUUGUGAAUGGAGACUGGUCAUUUAAUCGAAAUCGUGUCUGUCUAGGUGGUUCAUUAUUCCUGAGUGAGGUGAACAUGGAAUUUCACGGGACUUUAUACUCCAUUGAUAAUAAAGAGAUUGGUGACAAAUACAAAACCACUGCUGGACUAUAUAUCAGUAACAGUCAAGUAAAUAUAAAUGGGACAAUUGAGUCUGUUGCAAACAAAGGUUACAUCACAUCAAUUCAAUCUGUGGGCUCCAAUAUAUCUUUAAUGGAGGGAGCAUCUCUACUUCUGAAUGGUAAUCACAAUGGAUUUCAAAUAAUGUCACUGGCGAAAGGAUCAAAACUGAUCAUCCUCAACGGAACACUAAAAGCUUCUAAUAAUACAAUACUUCGUGAAAGGCUUAUUCUAGUUGACACUUCUCAAGUAUUAGUCAAUGGUCAUAUAACGUUUAAAAACAAUUCAAGAUCCCCUUUAUCUGGGUACAAUGCUAUUAUUCACUUGUACGGUCAGAUCUACUUUCAAGAUAAUGCUGGAAUUGUGUUCGGUGUGAACUCCGAUUUGUAUAUAAACGGCAACUCAACUUUUUAUCGUAACAAUAUUGAUGAUGGCUACAGAGAUGGUGCUCUUGCCAUUGUACAAAACAGUACACUAACAUUAGGUGGCGAUUAUUUGUUCAUUGAAAAUCUCUAUGACAAUGAAGAUGGUGGUGCAGUGUACGCAACACUCACUUCUAUUGUGAAGUUUAGCGGAAAUGGAAUAUUUAAAAAUAACUCAGCAAAGAUUGGAGGGGCAAUUUUUAUCGACCAAAAGUGUCGACUUGAACUCGAUAAGGAAACUAAUCUCCUUUUUGAGUACAACUCCGCAAUAAAAGGAGGGGCCAUUUUUAUUGGAACAUCUGUCGACCAGGUUCAGUGUAUUAAUGAUCAGAACACGUGUUUGUUUGGUCCUAUCAACCCUGGAAAUCUUAACGCUUCUCUCACAUUUCAACACAACAAAGCAUACCCUGGGGGCAGUGUCAUACAUGUCAACUUUGAUGUCAUAGAUAAUUCAGAGAUUACGUAUCCAGCUUUGAAGGACUUGAAUAAAACACUCAAUGUAAAGUCAGGAAAUUCAGUACCUGCAUUUGCAUCGGAUAGCUAUUGGUUUUGUUUCUGUGAAAACGAUACAAGAAAAAGUUGUGAAAAAAAUGCUCCAUUGAACGUAUCAGCAAGUAAAGGAAAACCAUUUUCUGUGAUGGUAAGAACUCUAACAUUUUAUGGGGACAAUAUGUCAGAACCAGUUCGAAGGAAUUUGCAGUCUGCUUUAUUAUCGAUCGACACUGAUGACAAUACGACGUCUUCUUUAACUACAGACGGGAAGCUUCAAAGUGCCAAUCCUGAAAAAUGCAUGAGUGUCAGUUUUACUGUGAAAUCCGAGGUAGAUAUGGAAGUCCUUGUGUUGAAUGUGGGCGAGUCAUUUCUGGAUGAUGACAAAACACUUUAUGUAAAUGUACAUUUCAACGAGUUGUGCCCAGACGGUUUUCCAAGUGACAUACAGAAUUACAGCUGCGUCUGCGAUGAGAAAAUUAGUAAUUAUCUGCAAAGAUGCGAGAUAACGGACGAAAUAUUUCAGAAAAGAAUCGAAUUUCAAAGCUAUUGGAUGGCACCAGCAAAUCAAUCUAAUUAUCAAGGAGCAAUGAGUUGGUAUGAAAACUGUCCUAACAGAUACUGUAUUACAGAGGGAAACUUCACUUUUUCAAAUGAUGGUAUUUGUGACAACAAUCGGUCUGGUGUACUGUGUGGAAGCUGCAAAAUGAACACUAGUUUAAUGCUUGGUGGAGAUGUGUGUGGGGACUGUUCAGAUAAUGCAUACUUGGCACUAUUGGUUGUUUUUGCAGUGGCUGGAAUAUUAGUGGUUGCUUUAAUCUUCCUAUUGCAAAUGACAGUGGCUUCAGGAACUAUAAAUGGACUCAUCUUCUACGCAAACAUUUUGAACAGCAAUCAGACCGUGUUCUUCCCAAAGGGAUUCUUCCGUAGCUAUACCAUCUUCAUAUCAUGGCUGAACCUCGAUUUCGGAAUCGAAACAUGUUUCUACGACGGCAUGACUCAGAUUGCAUACAGUGGACUACAGUUCGUAUUCCCAGUCUACAUCUGGAUACUAGCAGGCCUGAUUGUUGUUCUAUGCCGAUACUCUGUACGGGUAUCGAAGUUUUUCAGUACCAGUGACCCUGUAGCUGUUCUUGCUACCAUAAUCUUGUUGUCUUUCAACUCACUAGCCCAAAAUAUCAUCAGUAUUUUCUACUAUUCGACUAUCAAUAACCCUGGAAACAUGAGAACAGCAGUUUGGAGAUAUGACGGAAACGUUGAUUAUGCCUCUGGGCAUCAUUUGACUCUUAUCAUAGUCGCAUCAGUGUUUCUCCUAUUGCUACUGACACCCUACAUGUUUGUACUGUUCUCUGCACAGGUUUUACAAAAAAGUGAUUUCAUUUCAAAAAUUAUUCGACGAUUGAGACUUCAGCCUUUCAUACACGCAUACCUGAUCCCUUUCAAACCCAACCAUCGCUACUGGGCAGGACUUAGUAUCAUGAUGAGAGCCGUGCUACUAAUUUUAUUUGCAUUCGGAGAAAAUCGGCAUAUAAACCUUCUUGCUAUUAUUACCACUUGUAUUGUUGCUAUAUCUAUGUUCAGGGUGACUGGAGGAAUAUAUGACAAGAGUUGGAUUGACACACUUAGAGAUGUCCUUCUUGGUGAACCUAGGUGUGCUUGCAGCAGCUACCUCAUAUUCUCUGAAUUCUUCAAUCAACGGUCAUAGAGAAAUCGCCACAUACAUAUCGAUUACGAUAGCACUACUAACUUUUAUCGGGAUUAUAAUUGUGCACGUUUACUGGCGACUCAAGAAGCUUCCUAUGUUAAAGGAAAGGAUGGAAGCUUUAACCAAGAAAAUUGGAGUAAUUAAGAAACAAAAACUAAUUAUAAAUGAGCCAGCUGAAUUGGAGGCUAACAAAGUUACUCAUAGUGUGGCUGAGAUGACCACUACAUAUCAAGUUGAUCUGAGAGAGCCAUUACUGGAAAGCCAAAUACAUUGAGACUCGAUUGUCUCUCUAAAUAAAAGCGGUUGAUUUUGUUGCUUAUAAUUAUAAUACGAUGUACCAGCAUUUUGUUUUGAAAUCUAAUAGUUGUGCUAUAGAGACUCUGUCUUUAAUGUUGUGUAGAUGCUAUGUUUGUUGUAGAGAUUGUCAGCUGUGUUGUAUCGUUUUAGACGAAGCAUGAUUAAUUAUUUACAUCUUCAACUUGUGUAAGUAUUUGGCCCCGCAAUUCAUUUCUCCAACAAAAAUGAAUGAAC